Molecule: messenger RNA, 1932 nt
Organism: Aspergillus ruber CBS 135680
Lineage: Eukaryota; Fungi; Ascomycota; Eurotiomycetes; Eurotiales; Aspergillaceae
Product: GMC family oxidoreductase
Exons: 1
Coding region: 1-1932 (643 amino acids)
Molecular function (GO): oxidoreductase activity, acting on CH-OH group of donors; flavin adenine dinucleotide binding
Source: RefSeq, a predicted model, not a curated record
AUGUCUAGCAACGAACAAGUACCAACAAUUCCCGGUGACUACGAAUAUGUCAUUGUCGGCUCAGGCGCAGGAGGUGGUCCUCUUGCCGCAAACCUCGCCCGACACGGCCAUAGUGUAAUCCUUCUCGAAGCUGGCGAUGACCAAGGACAUAGCCUUACGCAGCAAGUCCCCGCGUUUCAUGUUGUAGCCACAGAAGAUCCAGCGAUCAGAUGGGAUUUCUUCAUCAAACACUAUGACGAUGACGCACAGGCGGCAAAAGAUCCCAAGAUGACCUGGGAGGCGCCGGACGGCAAGGUGUUUAUCGGAGUCGAUCCUCCGCCAAGUUCAAAGCAAAAGGGUAUAUAUUAUCCGCGAGCAGGGACAUUGGGCGGAUGCACGGUGCACAAUGCUCUGAUCACGGUGUUACCACCGGAUGAGCAUUGGGAGCGUGUUGCUAAGAUCACGAACGAUCCAUCCUGGGACCCCCAACAGAUGAGGCGUUACUUCGAACGACUGGAGAGAUGUGGCUAUCUUCCAGAAGGAACCGAAGGUCACGGGUUUGGCGGCUGGUUGGAGACAAAUCAUGCCGAUCAAAUUGUGUUGACUUCAAAGGAACCAUUUAUUGAGGCUGCCCUUAACGCUAUACCUUCCCCAGGCAAGCAGGUCAUCCACGAUAUAAACAUUCAAAAGCCUCAUCAGGUCGAAGGAGUGUACCAGUUGACGUUGUCUAUGAAUGAAAGAGGUAGACGGAGCAGUGCUCGGAACUACUUGGUCACGACUGCCAAUGCCAGAAAUGCAGACGGAUCCAAAAAGUAUCCACUCCAUAUCCGCGUUAGAUCUUUCGCAACGAGAAUCAUGUUUACCAACAGCGAAGGAAAGCCCAAGGCAAUUGGAGUGGAGUUCCUGGAGGGAAAGAGCAUGUACAAGGCAGAUCCGACAUACAACCCCAAGCACUCUGGGGUCAAGAAACGCGUUUUUGCCUCACGUGAGGUUAUUGUGGCCGGAGGUUCAUUCAAUACGCCACAGCUUCUGAAGUUAAGUGGCAUUGGUCCGAAAGAGGAGCUCCACAAGUUCGGAAUUCCAUUCCGGGUUGACCUUGCUGGCGUGGGUUAUAACCUCCAAGAUAACUACGAGUACUCAGUCAUCUACCAAUGUGAUCAGAACAUCUCUGUAUUCAAGGAUUCGCUCUUUGGUUCCGCCGGGGAUCUGUCUCUUGCCCGAUGGAUUCAGGAGGGCAAGGGGCCAUAUAGGUCACUCGGGGAUACGAUGGGAGUGAAGAAGAAGUCCAAAGUCAGCGAAGACGGCGAGUUAGAUCUAUUCCUUUUUGGGGGAGCAAAAAAGUUCCCUGGGUACUUCCCAGGUUACUCCAAAGUGCUGGGAGGCGCCUUAAACCGAUUUUGCUGGAACCUCAUCAAGGUACACCCGCGCCGGUCCCAAACAGGGUCCGUCACUUUACGCUCAGCAGAUCCGCGCGAUUUGCCAGAGGUGAACCUCCGGCUCUUCAAUGAACACGACAACCAAGACAGACCCGAUCACGACCUCGUUGCAAUAGCAGACGGGGUUGAAUUUGCCCGCUCAAUGCUCAAGAGUAUUCCCGAGCCUAUUGGUCCUAUGAUAGAAGAGUCUCCCGGUGCUUCAAUCGACAGCCUCGACGCACUCAAACAGGAUAUCAAGGACAAAGCGUACUCUCACCACGCAACCAGCACCUGUCCGAUUGGUGCAGAUGGAGAUCCAAUGGCAUGCCUUGAUUCACGAUUCCGCGUGCGAGGUGUCAAGGGCUUGAGAGUCGUUGAUGCUUCUGCUUUUCCCCAUAUACCGGGACCUUUUCCUGUUCUUCCUGUUUAUAUGAUUAGCGAGAAAGCAACGGACGUGAUAUUGGAAGACAUACAACUAGACCUUAACGAUGCGAUACUUGAUGAAGUGUCAGAGGACAUGAAGCUGGAGGAUGGCUAG